GGCGAAUUUUCUAAAUCUUCUCCAUGCCCCACAUCUUUUGGUGUCAAAACAUGCGGUAGCAAGAUCCAGAUAAGAAAAUGUACAAAUCCCAAAAAUGACUUGCAAUUACAACGCAAUACUGAACUGAACAUUGAUAACUGUCCUCCUGAGUCCCCUGCCCAAUGUCCACAACCAGGGGUUGCUAGAACUGAAAAAGCUCAAAUCAUUCUAGGUGGAAAUGAGGUGACUCCACCAUUCAAUUAUCGAUGGAUGGCUAUAUUUUUGGAUAAUAAGGGAAAUCUUCAUUGUGCCGGCACGGUUCUUAGUCCAAGCCAUAUAUUAACAGCAGCACAUUGUUUCACUGAUUUGCAAAUGCCACUAUCUUCCUUUAAAAGGUUAAUCACAGUCAAAACUGGCAAACAUGAUAUACCAAAAGAGGAACCUUAUGAACAAAUAAGAAAAAUUAAAAAUGUGUCUGUUAAUAAGGAUUUUGACUCAUUGAAUAAUGAUAUUGCUAUAGUUACCCUUGAUUCACCACUUCAGUUUAAUGAAUACACGCAACCAAUUAAUCUUCCUCAAACUGCUAGCUUUGAUGCACAAACCGUGAAGAAAUUACGGAAAGGUCUGUGUAAAGUUGUUGGAUGGGGCGUUCACGAUGCAUCAAAUCUUUUUCAGUACUCAGAUAUUUUAAGGAAUGUAGAAAUCAAUCUUCAAAGAAAUUGUACUCUAAACUCAGUAUCUGAUAGAGAAAAAGUGACAGACAAUAUGUUCUGUGCUUCUGCUAAAAACCCAAAUAAGACCCAUGGGCCCAUAAGAUUUGAUUCAUGUUUUGGUGAUUCUGGGGGACCCUUAAUGUGUCGUGUAACAGACAAAUGGUAUCAGCAUGGUAUAGUAAGCUGGGGACCUUCCUUUUCAUGUGGGGAACAAUCUGGGGUAUAUACCAAGGUAGCUAACUAUAUAGAUUGGAUCAACAAUGAAAUUUCCACUCCUGGGGGCUGGGGAGAAUUCAGUGGGUAUUCCCCAUGUUCAGCAACUUGCGGAAAGGGGAUCAAGUCUCGGGUAAAAGUGUGUACAAACCCAGAACCCAUUGGCAAUGGAGUAUGUUCUGACUAUAACUUUGUGACAGCUGAUGGUAAAAUGGUGUACAUAGAAGAUGAGGAAUGCAUCUCUUCAGCUGCAUGUGUUUGAUCUCCAGAGACUCAGAGCACAGAAUGGCAACAGAAACUGAAUCUAUCAUGUACAUGAAUCUACAGUUGAAAUAAAAUACAUUCUGUACUAAUUACAUGUAUAAGCAAUAUUUUCUCAUGUUGGUUGCCGGUGUGUAUAAUAUUAUCUUCCUGUGAGUCAGCAUCAAACCUUACCCUUUCAAUUUUUUUAGGUCCUUAGUAAUACAUUGGACCUGUACAUUUCUGACAUUUUUGGAAAGGUUU
Molecule: messenger RNA, 1409 nt
Organism: Owenia fusiformis
Lineage: Eukaryota; Metazoa; Annelida; Polychaeta; Sabellida; Oweniidae
Source: the annotation of a GenBank genome assembly